Molecule: messenger RNA, 2507 nt
Organism: Rhagoletis zephyria (snowberry fruit fly)
Lineage: Eukaryota; Metazoa; Arthropoda; Insecta; Diptera; Tephritidae
Product: sodium-dependent nutrient amino acid transporter 1
Biological process (GO): sodium ion transmembrane transport; nitrogen compound transport; amino acid import across plasma membrane
Cellular component (GO): plasma membrane
Molecular function (GO): amino acid:sodium symporter activity; L-amino acid transmembrane transporter activity
Source: RefSeq, a predicted model, not a curated record
UUUGCUUGUGAUAAACUUUAUUAAUGCAAAUCGUUGAUCCACUUAAAUGCCUAUUUGUCAGUUCAACCGACUGCUGCCCAGCUGCCUUCGCCGAACAAUAUACAAUUUACUAAGAUUUAGGCAAACUGUUGUGAACCGACUAAGAUCAAAUAGUAAAUGGGAAAUGCUCAUCUUAUCGUAUUGGAUGCUGAGCCACGCGAAAGACGCACGACUGACAAUUAAUAAAAAUAAAAUCUUAAAUAAGAUAGCGACUAAACUUAGUGAGAUUGUCAUUUGCGUUUGCGGUCGCGUUGAUCCACUUAAAAGCGCACUCAACCAUUCGUGAACGAAUCAGUGCAAUAGUAGACAGCUAAGUGUCGAAUACAAGGAGCGUUAAUUUAAAUUGUCUGCGUCGCAAGUGCAUUUGGAUCACGCGCGUUUAAUAGCAAAUUUGUUAAGAAGAUAGUAGUGCAUAAAAUACCUUGACAAAUCUAAUAGACGCCAAGUGAAGCUUCUUCAAUACAAAAUGUCCGCCGAAGAGGAGCUACUCCAGCUACAACCUGACAACUUGGAAAAUGGCAUACCGAAGGAUAUUAAAACAACAGCUGAAUCCGAAGCGUGUGCAACCAAGCCUAACGAACAAUGGGGCAAUGAGAUUGAGUUCCUAUUCUCCUGCAUCUCAUUGUCUGUGGGUUUGGGCAACAUUUGGCGCUUCCCUUAUAUUGCAUUUCAAAAUGGUGGUGGCGCUUUUGUUAUUCCAUAUUUAAUUGUUUUGCUCAUUAUCGGAAGACCUGUGUAUUAUUUGGAGAUCAUUUUGGGGCAAUUUUCUGGUCGCGGCUGUAUUAAAGCUUUCAAUAUGGUGCCAAUUAUGAAAGGCAUUGCCGCUGGUCAAGUACUCGCCACUGGCGCCUCCAUCACCUACUACUCCAGUAUAAUGGCAUUGACUUUACGGUUUUUGAUAGCCUCCUUUUCGAAGGUGUUACCCUGGAGUUAUUGUCGCGAGGAGUGGGGUGAUAUUUGCCUCAAUGAAACGAAUUCAGCAGCGAAUUCCUCACAAAAUAUAAGCUUAGUACAAGAGCGGCAAACGAAAAUGUCAGCAGCGGAAUUGUAUUUUCAAAAAGAAAUUUUGCACGAACAAGAAGACAUUUUUAGCGGACUUGGUACGCCAAAUUGGGAGUUGGUAGGCUGCUUAGCUGUGGCCUGGGUUAUAAUUGGUGGAGUACUGAUAAGAGGUGUUAAAAGUUCUGGAAAAGCUGCUUAUUUUCUUGGUGUAUUCCCCUAUGUGGUCCUACUGAUUUUGCUGUUACGCGCUGUAACGCUACCCGGCGCUAUGGAUGGUAUAAUUUACUUUUUCAAACCGCAAUGGUCUGAGCUGUUAAAUCCGUUGGUCUGGUAUGCCGCAGUCACACAGGUCUUCUUCUCAUUAGCCAUUUGUUUUGGCACUUUAAUCACUUAUGCCUCGUACAACAAUUUUUCACGCAAUGUUUACAAAGAUAUUGUCAUAAUCACCACCAUGGAUUCCUGUUCAUCCAUCAUUGCUGGCUGUAUUACAUUCGGCAUACUUGGUAAUUUGGCCUUCAAAACUGGCGCACCGGACGUUGCUAGCGUUGUAAAAGGUGGUUCUGGCUUGGCAUUCAUCUCGUAUCCCGAUGCCAUUGCCAAAUUCGAAUUCAUUCCACAAGCAUUCGCGGUUCUUUUCUUUUUGAUGUUAUUCGUAUUAGGCAUCGGCAGCACGGUCGGCAUGGGCUCCUGUAUAGUGCGCGUAAUACGUGAUCGUUGGGUGCGUGCGCCAAAUUGGGCACUGGCAUUGAGCUUAGCUGUGUUGGGUUUUGCUGUGAGCAUUGUUUACAUGACACCUGGUGGACAAUUCGUCUUGAAUCUGGUGGAUUUCUAUGGUGUCUCGUUUACGGCACUAAUUUUAGCAAUUGGCGAGCUGCUGGCUGUCGGUUGGGUGUAUGGAGUGAAGCGGUUCUGUGCCGAUAUCGAAUUUAUGGUUGGUUUGAAGACUGGUAUUUAUUGGCGCAUAUGCUGGGGCGUUAUUACACCCGGCCUCAUGUUGGCUGUGCUGAUUUACACACUAAUAGAUUUGAAGCCGUUGACUUAUAAAAAUGUCGUUUAUCCGGGUAUAGCACAUGCUUUUGGUUGGUGCUUGUCUGCUAUUGGACUAUUACAAAUACCAGGUUGGGCUUUGUAUAGCAUUUGCAAGCAAACGAAACGCACUGGUUUGCUGAAGGUGAUUUCUGCUGCCUCGCCCACAAAAAAUUGGGGUCCUUUGGAGACGAAGAAGUGCGAAGAGUACGUAAAUCAUCGUCGGAAAUUAGAACUGAAAACAAAGCAAAGAACAAUUUUACAAAAAGCUUAUGAUAAUAUAUUUGGCUAAGUUACCUUUUUAUUUUUUAUUAUUUAUGAAGUCUUGCAGUGUUUACUUAGCAUUUUACUAUCUUUUAUGUAAUGAAAUAUAAAAAAUGUUGAAUGAACAAAGUAAUUAUUUUAGAAAUAAAUACGGAAUUCCAACGCCAAAAACAGCG